UUUCACAUGAAGCCCUAAAUCUAACGAUCCAUUCCUUCAAAGCAUGGGCUUCUUCCGUCUAGGGUUUAUGGAGGUAACACUGCUUGGGAAUCAGUGCAUCUAAAACCUCGGAGAUUUCUGUCCCGGUGUUUUGGUAGAAAUGGUCGCUGAAGGAGAUUUUGAAAUGGCCAUGGAAGAUGAGUUGAGUGAUUUAGGAGCAGAGGCGAGCACAGAUGAUGAAAUGUAUGAAUUGGAAACAGAAGAGGGAACCGACACAACGGAAGAGAAAACUGAUGAAUCUGAAUCAGAAGCAAAGGAGACUGCCGAAGAUGAAAUGUGUGGACUUUUCAGGACCAAGCCUACCCGGCUGAAAGCCCAUGUUAUGUCGCAUCAUGGCGUAAAAAUAGGCACAUCAGGUAAAAUAGAUAAAUUGUUAGAGAAGAAAAACCCAGAAGAUUGCAAAAUCUUUGAAUCAGAAGUGAAAAAGUGCAGGAAAGUUGAAAAUAAUGGGUCGAUGCAGAGGAAUAUAAGGCGCUACUGCUGUCAAAUAUGCGGAUUCAUCAGGUCCAAGCGCAAGCGGCUCAUAGUCCACAUUAUGUCGGAUCAUGGCGUCGAAGUAGAUAUAGCAGGUGAAGUAGAUAAAUUCAUAGAAAAGAAAAACCCAGAAGAUUGCGAAAUCCUUGAAUCAAAAUUGAAUAAGAGCAGAAAAGCUGAAAACAAUGGAUCGAAACCGAGGGAUAUAAGACGCUACUGCUGUCAAAUAUGCGGACUCAUCAGGUCCAGGCGUAAGCGGCUCAAAGGCCACAUUAUGUUGCAUCAUGGAGUAGAAAUAGACACAGCAGAAAUAGAUAAAUUGGUAGAAAAGAAAAAUCCAGAAGAUUGCGAAAUCCCUGAAUCAGAAGCAAAACAAAGCAGAAAAGUUGAAACUAAUGGAUUCAAAGUGAGGGAAUUGAGAAGUUAUUGUUGUACGCUCUGUGGACUCGUCAGAUCUAAACGUAAGCUGCUACAAACUCACAUUAUAUUAGAGCACAGCGGAGAAAUGAACACAACAGGCGAAAUGGACAAAUUUAUAGAGAAAAGACGCUCAGAAGAUGAUCAGAGGGGCUACUCAUGUCAAAUAUGUGGAGUUCUCAGAUCGAAGCGCAAACUCCUCAAGUUACACAUGUUCUCAUCUCAUGGCCCAGAAGCUCUGAAAAGCGACAAUAGAUUUGCUUCGAAAGGGCCGGGCAAACAUUCACUAUGCAUCUGUAACAUCUGCGGGAUGUCAUUCGCCAAGCUCUCGCACCUUCAGCAGCACAAGAUAUCGCACUCAGCCCUGAGAUCAUUUGCUUGCCCGAUUGAUGGUUGCCAUUGCAGCUAUAAGAGGCAAGACCAUUUAAAUCGUCACUUGCUAAAACAUGAAGGGGAGCUGUUUGUGUGUCCCAAAGAGAACUGCAAAUUGCAGUUGUCAACAUUGUCCAAUUUAAAACGCCAUUUGAAUCGGCACAGAGAGAGAGGCAAUUCAUGGCAUAGCCAAUCUGUUAAGUCCAAAGAGACUACAAAGAAACAUAUCUGCCCAGAUCGUUUUUGUGACAAGGCUUUCAAAUAUCCUUCAAAAUUGGCAAAGCACCUUGAGGAUGUACAUUCAACAAAAUACACUGAGAUAAUUUGCUGUGAGCCUGGCUGUUUGAAGUACUUUACAAAUGCAGAGGCCUUGAAAGAACAUUUGCGGCAGGCCCACAAUCGCAUCUGUUGUGAAGUUUGUGGGAGUCAGCAGUUGAAAAAACAGAUUAAGAGACAUAUGCGAAUUCAUGAAAAUAAAACCUGUGUGAAGAGUAUAGCAUGCCCUUAUGAAAGAUGUCUGCACAGCUAUACUACAAAAUCUAAUCUUCGCCAGCACAUCAAAUCAGUACAUCUUGAAUUGAAACCAUUCAAGUGUCAAUUUGGAGGAUGUGGAAUGACUUUUGCUCAUAAGUCUGCCAGGGAUAGACAUGAGAUGUCUGGGACACAUUGCUAUGUCCAAGGAGAUUUUAUAGAGGAGGAUGCAGCCUUUCAAUCAAGACCACGUGGUGGCCGAAAGAGAAAAGCAUUUACAACGGACUCCAUCUUUAGGAAGAGAGUUGCAGGUCCAGAUCAAAGCACUGUUCUUGAAAAUGGAUUGCCUUUCAUGGAUUGGUUAAUGUCAGACAAUGCUGAAUGAAUCUAAUUCUAUUUUGGAAUAUCCAGAGAUCGAAGGGUAAUGAUUUGGAACUUUUAGUUUAUUUAAUAGAGCAGAAAUUUCAAAAUGGCAUUAAGAAGACAAGUUACUAUUGCAGUGUUGAUCACUCAGAGGUGGUGGGGUGUUACGUUAACUGUCCCUGGGAAUUUGAAAGCUAUCAAUUCAAGCCACUCAACUAUAGUUAUGAGAAUCAAGGUUUUCUUACGAACACUAGUUGUGCAAGUCUGGAAUUAUAAAUACUCCACAUUCAGAAAUCCUUGGAAGCUAAGGAAUUACAAGUGUUGUGGUAACUAAAAUGCUGGAUCAUCUUCUAUUGUUAGUGACCGCAAGUUAUGGUUCACUGGGAAGUGGGGAUGGUUAAUACAUUAUUAGCAUCUUCUGUAGGUGAUCAUUAUUUGUAGUAUAUUUUUUUGUAAAGCUCCGUUAGUACCCAGAUGCAUGUAACUUUGGGUCAUUUAAUCACUGUAAUUUAUAUGUAAUAUACAUUGUACAGCCUGCAACCUUGCUGUGAAUAUAAUAUUUGGAAGCCAUUAUUUUUUCCAUGUUUCA
Molecule: messenger RNA, 2725 nt
Organism: Cryptomeria japonica (Japanese cedar)
Lineage: Eukaryota; Viridiplantae; Streptophyta; Pinopsida; Cupressales; Cupressaceae
Product: transcription factor IIIA
Exons: 6
Coding region: 140-2158 (672 amino acids)
Biological process (GO): regulation of transcription by RNA polymerase II
Cellular component (GO): nucleus
Source: RefSeq, a predicted model, not a curated record